AUGUCCGAUAACGAAGAAGAUACUAUCGUCGGCUUCGAGUCCGUCGAAGAACUUCAAAGUCAUGGUAUCAACGCUCAAGAUAUAUCUAAGCUCAAAGCUGCUGGUAUCGUCACUGUCCUGGGUGUAUCACAAACCACCAGAAGACAUUUACUGAGAAUUAAGGGACUUUCAGAAGCUAAAGUAGAAAAGUUGAAGGAAGUGGUGGCUAAAAUGCUCCCUGCACCCUUCAUGACCGCCACGGAGAUUGCCGACCGACGACAGAAUGUUGUGUACAUUACAACUGGCUCAAAAUCCGUUGACGCAAUGCUUGGAGGCGGUAUUGCUACUCAAAGUAUAACUGAAGUCUUCGGAGAGUUUAGAACAGGAAAGACCCAACUCUGCCAUACUCUCUGUGUUUCCACUCAGCUUCCGGAGGAAAAUGGUGGCGCUGCUGGGAAAGUGGCGUAUAUUGAUACAGAAGGUACCUUUCGACCUGAUCGAGUCAGAGCUGUAGCGGACCGAUUCGGAGUUGACUCCACUAUGGCACUUGACAAUGUUCUUUGCGCCAGAGCUUGGAGCUCUGAACAGCAAUGUGACUUACUCGUGGAACUCGCUGUAAGAUUCGUAGAGGAUCGAACAUACAAACUUCUCAUUGUGGACAGUAUCAUGAAUCUUUUCCGUCAAGACUAUUCCGGCCGAGGAGAGUUAUCUGAACGACAACAGAAACUUAACCAAUUCCUUGCAAGACUCCAAAAGCUUUCUGAAGAGUUUAACAUCGCUGUGGUCCUUACCAAUCAAGUUCAGGCUGAUCCAGGUGCUGCUGCAAUGUUUGCUGCUGCUGCUUCUGCGAAACCUGUUGGAGGUCAUAUCCUUGCCCACGCAUCCGCCACUCGUAUCGCCCUUCGUAAAGGUCGAGGCGAUGAAAGAAUUGCCAAGCUCAGCGAUUCUCUCGACAUGCCUGAAGGUGAAGCCACUUAUGUUCUAAAGUCUGGUGGCUGGGAAGACCCAAGCUAA
Molecule: messenger RNA, 993 nt
Organism: Kwoniella shivajii
Lineage: Eukaryota; Fungi; Basidiomycota; Tremellomycetes; Tremellales; Cryptococcaceae
Product: meiotic recombinase Dmc1
Exons: 18
Coding region: 1-993 (330 amino acids)
Biological process (GO): DNA repair; mitotic recombination; reciprocal meiotic recombination
Cellular component (GO): nucleus; condensed nuclear chromosome
Molecular function (GO): single-stranded DNA binding; ATP-dependent DNA damage sensor activity; ATP hydrolysis activity
Source: RefSeq, a predicted model, not a curated record